GCACCACGUUGAGGUUAUGCAUACUGUGUUGCUGUUAAGCACCUAGAUGUCUCAGUGGGGAUGUCACCAUCAAUGGUUGCGGUCGCUAUGUAUAGGGAAUCAUAACUACGGCGUCUGACAAGCCUUUCCUUUUUCACCGUGCGAGAAUUUCCGGGACGGUCUCUUAUGGUUCUCUCAUUAAACACAUAUCAAAGUGCCUUGGUGAUGUCCUAAGUAAAGGACGCCCUGUUCGAAUGAUCAGCAACAAAUCUCCUUGCCGACAACUAUUGACUCCAGAUUGAGUCCAAGGAACGCUCUGUUGGACUUAACAAUGAACGUGUUGCCGUGGGCCUCGUUUCCAAGGGAUCUACAUCUAUCUACAUUCUUUGAAGCUAUACAUAUACCUCCGGGCAUCAACGCGAAGGCUGGACAGCCCGAGCGAGCAUGUACCCCCUCAUCCCCUGACUCUUCACCUUCAUCCUCACCUAAAUUGUUGGGUGAGCCAACACCAUCUCUUCAGUCCAAAUCCAGCCCGUCUUUACGCGACCAGGGCCGUCGUUCCCGAUCAACUAGAUUCUCACCAUAUUCUUCUACAUUUAUAUCAGCUCGGCGGAGAAGCAGUAUAUCCCCUGAUUCCUCUUCCUCUUCUUCAGACACCGAUGGUUUAUCUGAACGAUCCAGUUCUUGUUCACCCACUCUUCGAUCAUCUUCACUGCGGACGCGCAAACGAGCGCAAAAUAAACUUAUCGUGAACGUCUUCGGGUCCUCACCCGAUCUUUCGGCCAACACCCCCAUUUCUAGCUACGUCCGCCGCAAGACGCCAGGAACGUCCCCAUCUUCACCAUCAUUUCCUCGAGACUUUGGCCAAGCUCGGGAAUUCUCAAAACCUUUCAUUAUGCCCACACUCCCUUCUUUCUUACCUGCUUCUGCGCGUAAGGAAGCCUUUUCCUUGACUCAAAACCUCGAGAUGGACAACCCUUCAGUCCCACCACAAUCGCAUCCCGGUUUCAUGGAAUUUUCCGAUGUAGAGCUUGACACAAUGUCACGUCGAUCCCACUUUCAUACUGGAAUCCGAAUAUCCACCCCGCUAACAGUUACAGAUCACAGCGAGAGGGAGAUACACCAUAGAACUGUGCAUGUUGCAUAAUACCCAAGGCUACCUGCCUUUUGUAAUAUAAGGACUCUGGGACUGUUGUUAGUACUGCAAUGCGACCGA
Messenger RNA from Lentinula edodes (shiitake mushroom), 1195 nucleotides. RefSeq lists its product as uncharacterized. The record is from RefSeq and is a predicted model, not a curated record. The coding region runs from base 311 to 1126 and encodes 271 amino acids. The transcript has 7 exons. Lineage: Eukaryota; Fungi; Basidiomycota; Agaricomycetes; Agaricales; Omphalotaceae.